This is a messenger RNA of Capsicum annuum, 1356 nucleotides long. Its product is annotated as bidirectional sugar transporter N3. Bases 115 to 1011 code for a protein of 298 amino acids. The transcript has 6 exons. Gene Ontology annotation, biological process: carbohydrate transport. The record is from RefSeq and is a predicted model, not a curated record. Gene Ontology annotation, cellular component: membrane. Gene Ontology annotation, molecular function: sugar transmembrane transporter activity. NCBI's taxonomy places the organism in Eukaryota, Viridiplantae, Streptophyta, Magnoliopsida, Solanales, Solanaceae.
CCUCUCAUUUCACAGCCAAGUAGAAAAACUUGAUUGUCAUUUGCAACUCUAGCAUUGUACUAGUGCUAGAAAUUUGCAAUUUCUUUGGCUAGAAUAAAACAAAAUAAGACAGAGAUGGCUGGUAUUUCUGGCCACUGGGCUUUUGCCUUUGGUCUCCUUGGUAACAUUGUCUCGUUCAUCGUGUUCCUUUCUCCAAUUCCCACGUUCUAUAAGAUUUACAAGAAGAAAUCAACAGAGGGUUAUCAAUCAAUUCCAUACGUGGUUGCUCUCUUUAGCUCCAUGCUUUGGAUAUAUUAUGCAUUAUUGAAGACCAACGUUACCCUACUCAUAACAAUAAACUCCUUUGGUAUGUUCAUUGAGACUAUCUACGUUGGUCUCUACCUUUUCUAUGCACCAAAGAAAGCCAAAGUUCAAACUGCAAAAAUGCUCAUGUUAUUUGUGGUGGCUGGCUUUGGUGCAAUAGUCCUGGUUUCUCAGUUUCUAUUGAAAGGUGCAGUUCGUGGACAAGUGGUUGGAUGGAUUUGCCUUAUUUUCUCCUUGUGUGUGUUUGUAGCUCCCUUAGGCAUUGUGAGACAAGUCAUCAAAACAAAGAGUGUGGAAUACAUGCCACUUCUCCUAUCAGUCUUCCUCACUUUAAGUGCUGUCAUGUGGUUCUUCUAUGGUCUUCUACUAAAAGACAUUAACAUUGCUGCUCCAAAUGUAUUGGGAUUCAUAUUUGGUAUACUCCAAAUUGUGCUGUAUGCAAUAUACAGCAAAAAAGAGAAGGUCGUCCUAAAGGAGCAGAAACUUCCAGAGAUACAAAAACCUGAAAUCAUUGUGAAGGAUGAGAACAUAAAUUCUAAUAAGCAGCUUCCAGAACUCACACAGGAACAAAUUAUUGACAUAGUGAGGCUUGCAGGUUUACUGGUUUGUACUGAUAAAGUAAGUGUAGCCACGUGUCCACAAGAUACUACUAAAGCAGUCAAUAAAGUGGAAAACAUGCCCAAGCUGCAAACUGCUGUGGCAACCUAGUACAUAUCAAGUCAGGCUUGGAAUUGGUGGCAUUGAAAUCUCAGUGUGUUGGUUAACUUUUCCUACGUAAUAUAUUGUGUGAUCUGCAUGUUUGUACACAUGUUACGUGCGUUAAGAGAUAUAAUUACGUAAUUAAAAGUGUGUUUUCUCUCUAACAGUUUAAACUGUUAGAUGAGGUCAUGAUUACACGCGCUCUAUAUAUGUGUGCUCAUAUUUAUGUAAGCUUUCUAUUGGCAUAUUAUCCUAGUAAGGAAUAAGUGGUUUUCUAGAUCCAUGUAUGAGGCUAGCAGUGAUAUGUAAUUUCUUAUACAGCAAUUAAAGUAAUUAACUUAUUAUCUGGAGUAA